AUGUCAACUCCCUCAUUGCCGGUGAUACCACCUCGUCCGUCCAGGUCCCCCCGGGCCCUUGGACCGGACGUCCCCUCGAUCCCGCCUCGCCCCAGCAACCGUCACUUCGAGCGCUCGGUUUCUCCUUCCAGAGACAGCUAUGCGCCCUCGCCCUUGAACGGCCCUCCGUCCCUCUCGAGAACGACCUCGCAGGACCUGCCCGCGCGUCCGCCCAGCGUGACCAUUCCCUCGCUCGGCGAGGAGGGCAUCGAGUACGAGGAGCUCGCCGCUGUCCCCGCCGAAACCAGAAACGUGGGCAGCGACCUGAAGCUGCACGCCCCCAAGCCGUCUCUCCCAACUUCAAGUGCAAAUGCGAGAGUCCAGGCCGUCACUCGCACCGACUCCAGUGAGGCCGUUGCCGCCGGUUUCGGGCAAUCGCAGUCGCCUGCUCUCGACGAGGAUCAGCGCAGUCGCUCCUUGCACUCCAAGCCCAGUGCCUCGCGUGCCGACUCCUCCAGAGCCUCAAGCACCAAUCGCCGCCAGUCCCUCGAGGAGCAAGGAAUUCCCGAGAUCGGACAGCGCGUGCCUAUGCUGGCCUUUGCCGGCGACGUGCAAGCUCCAUCUCCCGCUCCGCCGCGCUCUACUUCGGCUACGGGGAACCGCGUUUCACGCCACCACCAUCGCACUCGCAGUGGCCGCGAUGUGAUUCUUCCUCCAGGUAGCUAUGGUCUUCACGGCCAUGGCGUUCCAUCCGGCGACAAGUUCGAAAAGGCCUGGUACGACAAACACCCGGAUGAAUAUGCUCGCGAGGAGCAGGGCCAAUAUGGUCCCGCAAUUGCUCCACGCCCCGACUGGGCUUUGAGCAGCGAUGAUCUCAACCGUAUUGUCAAGAGCAAGGAAAACGUUCCAGAGGCUGCCCUAGAUAAUUCUGGUACCCCAGAGGAAGAGGUUGGCUAUAUCGCAACCGAAGAAUACAACCGCUUGGACUCUCAGCCUGUGGCUGAAUCUCCGCUCCGUCAGGCCAAUUUCCCAACUACUGAACUGCGCCGAACCCAGAGUAUGCAGUCAAAUGCCAGUAGUGACGCUGCCGGCCGUACCAUCCACAUCGACCACCCUUACCAUUCUGCUCACCACCCCGACGGCUAUGCCCAAACCCCAGAACCACAUCUGUCCCAUGAUUUCGACGACGACGCAGCCAAUGAUGACGAACCUAUUCUUGCCACCGACGAAGUCCGCCCCGGGUCCGCUUAUCUUCAUCCUGCCAUAUCCCCUAGACGCACGAGCUCAGAGUUCCACGACAUAGAGCGUUUCCAGAGUCGCACUCCUAGCGCACCCAACAGUCGACCCAGCAGUCUCCACGGCGCUCCAGCCGGUCUCGCUCGUUGGAACUCACGUAGUGAAGAGCCGGAAGAUGUUCAUACCCCGUUAGAAGAUGUCGAGGAAUAUGAACCGCUUUUCCCUGAAGACGAGAAGUCGGGCAAGGCGGUGUCCGCUGCCGAGCGUUUCAAGAAGCGCCCAGAGUUGGCCAAGCAGCGCUUUCCUAGUCAAGAUAUCUGGGAAGACACGCCGGAUAGUUUGCAGCUGCAUACCAGUGUGACAACCCCGGACUUGCCAGAAGGUCAGCUAUCAUCGAAGAAAUUCGAAACUCCAGAAGCGGAAGAGAAGCGCAGGAAACAGGCCGAACAAGUCGACUCACACCAAGUGGCAUCCCAUAUUCUCAAUUCACGCGGUGUUCAGGGCCAAUCCAGAGCACGACCCGACACACUCAAGCAUCGCUUUCCAAGUCAAGACAUCUGGGAAGAUGCUCCCGAAAGUCAGCAGCUCGUCACGACCGUCGAGCCUACUGAGCCUGAAAUAAAGAGCCCUGAUGAGGCUCAGCCUUCAAUUCCUUCCCGCCCUUCUAUACCUAGCAGACCUCAGAGAAUUUCGAAACCCGAAACAUCGACCGACGAGAAAAAAGCCCCCGGCAUACCGGAACGCCCUAAGCCGUCGAUUCCAGCACGCCCAUCAAAAGUUGCCUCCCGGGAUUUGCAAGAGAACGCCGGAGCGCCCCCAGUCAGCAAAGCAAAGCCGGCUGUUCCUGCCCGCCCUGCUGGUGGCAAGCUUGCCGGUAUCAAAGCAAAUUUCCUGUCAGACUUGAAUUCCCGCCUCCAACUCGGCCCACAAGGUCCCAAGCCUGCUGAGAAGAAGGAGGAAGCACCCGAAGAGAAGACGCCACUCGCUGAUGCGCGCAAGGGGCGUGCUCGUGGUCCCGCCAGGCGAAAGCCAGCCGUCGCCAAAGAGGCCAAACUGCCAUCGAUACCAGAAAUCCGCAUCAUGGACGCCUGGAACGUGUGGGAGGUCGGCGUUGAUGGAAAUCUGUCAGUCAACUUGCCAGAAAAAUCCGGCGUGAACGUGGAUGAGAAGCCUGUUACUGUUGAUAUUUCUUUGGACUCUGUCGACAACACAAUGGCACCUCCGAUUGCAAAAAACGUGGCUGGAGAGCCGACAGAUCCUGUUGCAACCUCCAACACGGAGGGAAAAACGCAAGCCCCCGAGGCUGCCGAUGAGGUGGAAGAAGAAAAAGUCGAGGAAUUUACAGAUGGUGCCCUCGAGGAAUCCCAGGAUGAACCAACCACGACAGAAAGCACAAAUCAAGCUGAAGCUGAGCCCGAGUCUGCACCUGUAAUUGAUCCCACUGCUGUGGGUGAGGUACACGAUUCUUCCCCUUCAAAGGAGAUCCCAGAGUCAGAACCUUCCCUUGACAAAGAUAUUUCAGAAAAUGCCAUUGAACAACUCGCCGCAGUCGCCGAUGGCAAAAAGCCAUCGGAUGGUUCGGUAGAGUAG
This is a messenger RNA of Talaromyces rugulosus, 2805 nucleotides long. RefSeq lists its product as uncharacterized. The record is from RefSeq and is a predicted model, not a curated record. The transcript has 2 exons. The coding region runs from base 1 to 2805 and encodes 934 amino acids. Lineage: Eukaryota; Fungi; Ascomycota; Eurotiomycetes; Eurotiales; Trichocomaceae.